Messenger RNA from Plasmodium cynomolgi strain B, 945 nucleotides. RefSeq lists its product as hypothetical. The coding region runs from base 1 to 945 and encodes 314 amino acids. The record is from RefSeq and is a predicted model, not a curated record. The transcript is spliced from 2 exons. NCBI's taxonomy places the organism in Eukaryota, Apicomplexa, Aconoidasida, Haemosporida, Plasmodiidae.
AUGAAGCAAGAUGGGAAGAAGGCCACGAAGGAAAAUACGGCCCACCUGCAAAAACGCCAAAUGGUGACACAGGACUACCACGCCAAAUCACAAAAUCAGGGAAAAAACCAAAAGGGCGGAAACAAAAACGAAGAAGAAAUGGAAAAAUUUACGAAGAAUGAACCACCCCCCUGCUGCAAUGAAUUGUCCACUUCCCGGGGAAACACCAACAAUGCCGAAUCGAAACGGAAUCUGCAAAACCUGCUGGGGUCAUACUACUCCAGUGAUGAAGAAAGCGAAAGGGAGUCCCAACAGAGAGAGGACCUCACGCAGGGAGAUGCUGCUGGGCAAAGGGGUAAAUAUCAGGGAGACAGUCAAACCGAUAGUGACACGGAGGAUGAGCAUAACACUGAUAAUAAUCAUAGUGAUGGUGCUCCCGAUGAUGAAGGUGAAGCGAGGCAGACAAAACAACAAACAGAACAGAGUAGAGGCAACCAUGAGAAGACGCCAAAGGAAAAGGAGGAAGAGCCCCCCCGACCCCUGCGAAGUACAGGUAGGCACUACCCAUAUGAUGGGAGCCACCAGUAUGUGUAUAACUGUGGCACGUCUACCCAUCCGAAGGGAAGCCUAAACAACCUCUCCCUCACCAACUAUGGCUUUUCAACGAAAAAAGAAAUCAACGUGGAUCUGGAAAAUAUCCCUGUGAUAGAUCAGAGACAAAUUCUGAGUGAUUGGAAACCUACUAUCACAGAGGAAAAAAAAAAAAGUCAGAAAUAUAACAUAAAAACAAAGGUGUAUAAUGCGGCUAGUAACACCUUCGAUAAGGUAAUCAUUCACGGGAAUAAACAGAAGCGCAAACAUCAGAUAAACUGGCUAGCAAAAGAAGCCGUGGAAAAGGAAUAUGAAAUUUUGCAGAAGACAAAUUACAACAAAAGAAGGACCACGAACGAUAAAUAUGGGUGGUAG